AUCACGUAGGAGAAGAAAAUGUUGGUACAUUUAAAUUUAUUCAUUGUUAUUAUACUUAGAAGACAGAGAACAAGAAGUCAAUGAAAAGCGAUGGCAAAUACUAAAAUGCGUUUUGAAAUCAUGAAGACCGCUAAGGUAAAACUGUGCGCGUCACUGUGUAUGUUGCUUGGAAUAGUUACCUGGAUAGGACAUGUUAAAUUGGAUGUUUGGUCUGUAGUUAUCCGACUAGGCAUCGAGCAGCCGCUUAAAGCCCCGGGAGUUUUAUUCCCUGUUGCAAAUGAACAAAUACAUGUCGUCAACCGACCAAGGAAAGCAGAAUUGCGCGAUGAAAAAAGUUUUGAUGUCUCCUCCUCAAACGCACAACUGGAUAACGUUAUUGAGCACCGAGUGUUUUGGAGUGCAUGGCUGGACGGUCUCUCGACUACCGUUUUCGACGAGGAGCACGAGAGGAAAUGGAGAGAGCAGGUACGGGACGCACGGGUAGUUUUACUGGAAGCGGGUUGCGGCAGACCCACCAACCGUCUCGCCACUUUCGCCGACGGCAGCAGAGCAUGUGUGCGAUACGGCAUCGACGCGGAUCAAGUGCUGGGCGAAACUCUCUCGUAUUAUCUAGCCAAAUUACUUGAAAUCACCAAUCUUCCGCCCAUGGCUCUCUCCAAAUUGAACAUUUCCAGCGAACAAUGGGCAAGUGUUAGCGAAAAUAUCGAGGCGUUAGAAUGGUCUCCAAAUGCAAUUGUAUCUCUCACGAAGUUCCUCCCAAAUGUUUCUGCAGUGUUCAUUCCAUUACCUCUACGAAAACAGCAAGGACGUGGUCUGCAACCCUCCCCUGAGAUUAUAUCAAACAUGACGAUACCAAAUCUAGUAGAAUUGAUCCAAUGGACUGACCUCAUUUUAUUUGAUUACUUAACAGCCAACUUUGACCGAAUUGUAAGUCACAUUUUCAGCCUCCAAUGGGACGCGCGCGUAAUGGAGAGGGCAACUAAUAAUCUUCUCAAAACUACCAGCGGACAUUUGGUCUUCAUUGAUAACGAAGCAGGGCUUAUUCACGGAUACAGAGUGCUUGAUCUGUGGGAACGGUACCACAGAACGUUGCUGAGUUCGUCGUGUGUGUUUAGGAGAAGUACAGCCCGGCGCAUAGCUGAGAUGAAGCGCUCCGGGAAUGCAGCAAAGUUGCUGUUUGAACUGUACCGCGCAAGGGAGCCGUUUGCACGCGAGCUGGGUUGUCUGUCCGAAGUGCAAGCGCUUACAUUGCAAAGCAGGAUUGCUGUGGUUCACAAACAUAUCAAUCAGUGCACAGAAAUCAAGUAGAUGUCUCAUUUGCAUUCUAUUUCUCCGGUUGGAGAUGCUACACCUUCACCUAUGAAUAUAUACUGUAUUGUUGUUACUGUUCUUGUCAUUCCACUGUGAAUUUAUACUGUGUAGUAGAUGUUAUUAAUAAGGUCACAGCGUAAGUGUUGUGCUGUAAAAUUUCCUUUCCAUAUGCUAGUAAGAAUGAAAAAAAAACAACAACAAAAAAAACAAGAUGAAGCUCAAC
Xyrauchen texanus (razorback sucker) is the source of this 1534-nucleotide messenger RNA. It is a transcript of the gene fjx1, whose product is annotated as four-jointed box kinase 1. The record is from RefSeq and is a predicted model, not a curated record. Lineage: Eukaryota; Metazoa; Chordata; Actinopteri; Cypriniformes; Catostomidae. Bases 91 to 1308 code for a protein of 405 amino acids. The transcript has a single exon. Gene Ontology annotation, biological process: cell-cell signaling.